Micromonas pusilla CCMP1545 is the source of this 444-nucleotide messenger RNA. RefSeq lists its product as uncharacterized. The coding region runs from base 1 to 444 and encodes 147 amino acids. Lineage: Eukaryota; Viridiplantae; Chlorophyta; Mamiellophyceae; Mamiellales; Mamiellaceae. The record is from RefSeq and is a predicted model, not a curated record. The transcript has a single exon.
AUGUCGAGGCUGUUCUCGAAGAAGAAGAAGUCCGGCGACGAGGGCGCGGCGGAGGGUGCCGCCGUCGAGGGUGCCGUCGAGGGUGCCGAGGAGGGUGCCGAGGAGGGUGCCGACGCGGCGACGGAGGCCGCGGCGCCGCCGCCGCCGACGACGCCGACGCCGACGCCGACGCCGUCGGCGUCCGCGGACGAACCGGUCGCGAACCUCACGCUCCCGACGCGCCUCGACGGUCUCGCUGGGACCACGCUCGUGGGGACCAUCGCCCUCGAGCGCGAGCCCGUCGGCGCGGCCGUCGUGCCGCUGACGGACGUCGUCAACGCAGGUGAGACUGCUUCCCAUACGACCCCGUUCGCGUGGUGCACGUCGUUCCUUAAGGACUUUUCCCGUCGUCAUUCUUCACCCGCGCUUCCCUUUCAACGUUUGACCGGUAAGACGUUCGACUGA